Orcinus orca (killer whale) is the source of this 1493-nucleotide messenger RNA. It is a transcript of the gene GPSM3, whose product is annotated as G protein signaling modulator 3. The coding region runs from base 368 to 856 and encodes 162 amino acids. Gene Ontology annotation, biological process: regulation of inflammatory response. Gene Ontology annotation, molecular function: GTPase regulator activity; protein binding. Lineage: Eukaryota; Metazoa; Chordata; Mammalia; Artiodactyla; Delphinidae. The transcript has 4 exons. The record is from RefSeq and is a predicted model, not a curated record.
CAGAGCAGGAGGUUAGGGGGUUCCUGAGGCUCUGGAGAUGAGAAAGCCAAAAGUCCUUCCCCCUCUGAACCCCCAUCCCUACUGCAGCUGGAGGAGUUUUUCCAGUCUCUGUGCUCCCCCGGGGCGAGAGAGGUCAAGCAAGCCGUUGGGUGGGAAAAGAGAACUGGAGGAAGUUGACAGGGAUGGGCGGGGCCCGGGGGGGUGCUGACCAGGAACCCAGCUUCCUGCUCAGUACCCAGGCAUCCAGCCCCCGGCUCACCCCCACCCCUUUCAGCCCCUACUCCCCUCAGGAACUCAGGGUUCCGGCCCUCCUCCCAAAUCCCAGCUACCCCUCCCCUAUCCCCUAUCGGUUUCUCCCCUCCAGGGGAUGGAGGCUGAGAGACCCCAGGAAGAAGAGGAUGGCGAGCAGCAUCAGGGCCCCCAUCAGGAUGAGCAUGGCUGGCCCACUGUGAACACCAGCAAUCGGCCUUGGCGAUCUGCUCCUCCGUCCCCUCCUCCUCCAGGGUCCCGCCACACAGCCCUGGGGCCCCGCUCGGCCUCCCUGCUCUCCCUGCAGACUGAGCUCCUUCUGGACCUGGUGGCUGAGGCCCAGUCCCGCCGCCUAGAAGAGCAGAGGGCCACCUUCCAUCCCCCCCAGAACCGUCCAAGCCUAGGCCAAGCCCCGCCCCGGCCUCUUGAGGACAGAGAACAGCUCUACAGCACCAUCCUCAGUCACCAGAGCCAGCGGAUGGAAGCCCAGCGGUCAGAGCCUCCCUUACCCCCAGGGGGACAGGAGCUCCUGGAGUUGCUGCUGAGAGUUCAGGGUGGGGGUCGAAUGGAGGAGCAAAGGUCCCAGCCCCCCCCACACACCUGCUGAGACUUGAGCCCCACCAGCCCCUCUGCACUCCUGCGGCUCAAAAGCUGGGCAGCCCACUGCAUGCCCUCAACCCUGCCAGGCAGGGGCACCAGAGACUGGAAGACCCAGCAGAAAUCUCAGUAUUCAUCGCCCUCAUCCACCUUUCCUGGGAACUGGAGCGGGUGAAAUCCUCAAACCCUGGGAAUAGUCAAGGUAGGAUGGACAUUGAACUCCCUCCAUGACCAAGUAUGUAGGAGCUUGAGGCCAUGAGAGGAUCCCAGCCACAGUGGGACACCUCACCCUCUCCUCUGAUCUCAGGGAGUGGCUGGGAGUCUUGGUCCUGAACUGUGGGGACAUCCCCCGUAGUCAAGCCACCAGGCAGGAUCUGAGGUGCUCAUUUCCCAGAGGAAAGGCAAAUCUCCCAAGGUUUUCACCUGAGAGACAGUUCCACCCUCCUUCUCAGUAAGAAGAAAGGAAGAGAGGGCACAGCAAAGACAUAAAGACUGUUCUCCCACCUCCAUCACCGGCACACCCAGCCCCUGGACUGAGGGGCCUACAGGCUGUGAAUGGACAUUUAGCCCUGCCCACCCUCCCUUCCCACUGCUGUUCUGAGCUGUCUGAUGUUUGGUUAUAUGAAUAAAUGUAAUUCCCCUCUGGA